Molecule: messenger RNA, 1863 nt
Organism: Phytomonas sp. EM1
Lineage: Eukaryota; Euglenozoa; Kinetoplastea; Trypanosomatida; Trypanosomatidae
Source: the annotation of a GenBank genome assembly
AUGCUCCGGUGGUAUGCCCUUUCCUAUCACGUCAAAGAGGUCCUCGCGGUGAAGGAGAUGAUGUCGGAGCGGGGUAUUCCCCCGACGAGUCAUACCUUCCAUCAUCUGUUUCGCGUCUUGGAUCGGUAUUAUCCACGGAUGGUGGAGCGGUUUUACGCGGAGAUGCGCGGGCGCGGGGUGGGGAUCGCGACCGCGAGUUUUCCCAUCCUCCUCCGCGUCUUUCGCGAGCUCGGCAACGAGGCGGUGGUGGAGGAGCUGCUUGUGGAGCUGCGAGCGCGGGAGGCGAGCGGGGACCCCGCCGUCACCUCCCCUGCGAUCGCAAAAGAGCUCCAUCGCGCCCUGCCUUCGCCCCCCAUCGACGGAAAGGCGGGGGAAGGGGAAGGGGAGGAGGGGGAGAAACGGCCGUCCACCCCCUCCUCCUCUUCGGCUUCUUCUUCGAUUUCGUUUUACGAGGAGGCGGCGAGGGAGCUUCGGGAGGCCGUGGCGCGGCGGGAUCGCCCGGCGUUCGAGGGGACCCUCGCUCGUCUGCGCAAAAGGGCGAUUCGCCCGCGUGGGACGCUGCUCGGCGUGAUUCUUCGCGGGUGGGGGGUUUUUAAAAACCCCGACGGCGUCGCCGCGGCGCUUGCGGAUGGGGAGAACGAAGGCGGCGGGAGACGAGCUGCCCUCCUCGCGGAUGCCGCGGCCGCCUUCGCGCGGAUGCGGGCGGUCGCCGAGGUGGAUCGUUGCUGGCAGGAACUUCUUGAAUCCUGCGGGGCGAUCCCAAUGGCGGUGUAUAAUCGAUUUUUAGAUCUCUACCUCUCGCUGAAUCAGAUCCCGAAGGUGCAGGGGAUUUUGGAUACGAUGAUGAAACGCAUGCCGCCGAACAUUCUAACGGCGACGACGGUGGUGGAUCUCCUCGGACGAAUGGGGCGGUUCGACGAAAUGGAAGAAGUUUUCGCGGAGAUGGCAAAAUCCCCUCACACCACCCCGAAUUUAACCACCUAUCAUCGCGCGAUGGCCGCGUACGCGCGCGGCGGCGACGUCGCGAAGUUGGAGGCGUUUCGGGAACGAAUGCUUCGCGAGGGGUUUGUGGAGAAUUCGACGACGUUUAACCUCCUUUUCGAAGGUUACGGCCGCGCGAAACGCUACGCGCAGCUCCAGGAGUUGUGGAAGGAGCGCCAGGCGAAAGGGAUCGCGAUGGAGGAGAAUGGAUUUGUGCUUUUGUUUCAUAUUUACGCCCGGGCGAGGAUGCCGGAGGAGACGAUGCUACUCGCGACGGCCAUGGAGGAAAGCGGCAUCGCGUUAUCCAGCCGUCUGCUCGCCACCGUGGCGAGUGCUUUCGGGGCGGUUGGAAACAUGGAGGAGAUGUCGAAAUACGUCGCGCGACUUCGUGCCCUUCCAAGGCCGCGAUUGCGGGAUAUUGAAUCCAUUUAUAACCUCUUCGCGCGGAUUCGCGAUGUCGUGCGGUUGCAGGAGUUGCUGGAUUCCGAAACGCUGCCAAAGAGUGAGUUGAUUUACAACAUCUCCGUCUCCGCCUUUGCGCGGGCGGGGGAGCGCACCAAGGUCGCUCAUCUGCUCACGGAGAUGGAGCAAAAGGGGUAUAAGCUAAGUCGAAGCUCCAAUAUGAUCCUGAGCUCGCUGCUUUUGAAAUCGGGAAGGGGGGAUAUCGCGCAGGCGAUGCUUCAAGGGGAUUACGAGGAUUCCGCGGAGGACGGGGGUGGGGAAAAGACUUCAUGGGGGUUGACGCCGCCGGAUUCGUCGUUGGAGACCGCCGGGGAGGAGGAUUCGGGGUUAUUAGAACGGAUCGAGCAUGACCCCCCCCCACCCCCUCUCCCUGAGGAGGAUAAGGAAAACACCUUGGCGAGUGAGGAGGGUGAAGAAUAA